Morone saxatilis (striped sea-bass) is the source of this 1394-nucleotide messenger RNA. RefSeq names its product dehydrogenase/reductase (SDR family) member 7 (gene dhrs7). The coding region runs from base 122 to 1132 and encodes 336 amino acids. The record is from RefSeq and is a predicted model, not a curated record. The transcript has 7 exons. Lineage: Eukaryota; Metazoa; Chordata; Actinopteri; Moronidae. Gene Ontology annotation, molecular function: oxidoreductase activity.
AAAAUAUCAGAGCGGAAGUGACGUCGAUAUCCGUUAUCUGCAGUUUGUUGUGAUUGAAGCUUGGUCAUGCGGUCGUAGCUUCUUGACUUCAGUCAUAAGUCUUCCCAUCCCUCCUUAUGAGAUGGACUGUUGCAUUGUAUCUGCGCUGUGCUGUUUAAUCCCACUUUAUCUUCUUAUUCACUUCCUGUGUUUCGUUUUCGCGGAUGCAGACUUCACUCUGCUGUGGGCGAGUCUGUUAGGACACAGGCCAGAGAAGAAGCUGAAGGGGCUGGUGGUGUGGGUCACUGGAGCCUCCAGUGGUAUCGGGGAGGAGCUGGCCUAUCAGCUAGCAAGAUGCGGCUCGCGUCUAAUCCUGUCUGCUCGGCGUGAGGAUGAGCUAAAUAGGGUCAAACGUUGCUGUUUAGAGUGCUCCGACCUCCAGGUUGAAGACAUUCUUGUUCUUCCACUUGAUCUGUUGGAGAGGACAUCGCAUGAGGAAAAAACAAAAGUUGCAGUCCAGCACUUUGGACAUAUUGAUAUCCUAAUUAACAAUGGCGGCCGAAGCCAGCGCUCUCUGUGCAUGGAGACCAGUGUUGAUGUGUAUCAGGCCUUGAUGGAUCUCAACUUCCUGGGUACGGUCUCCAUCACCAAGCAGGUGCUGCCUUACAUGACGCAGCAAGGCACUGGGAGCAUUGUGACUGUCAGCAGCGUAGUUGGCCUUGCUGGGGCGCCCCUGGCAACAGGUUACUCUGCCAGCAAACAUGCUCUUCAGGGUUUCUUUAAUUCCCUUCGGACUGAGCUGACUGACUUUCCAAACAUAUUAAUCAGCACAGUGUGUCCAGGCCCUGUGCAAUCACAGAUUGUCCACAAUGCCUUCACAGAGGAACUGAACAAGCCUGUAGCCAUGGCUGGUAACCAGGAACACAAGAUGACAACAAGCCGCUGUGUGCGUUUAAUGCUGGUGGGAAUUGCCAAUGGUGUCAAGGAAAUGUGGAUUGCACAACAGCCCUUCCUCCUGUUUUACUACGCCUGGCAGUACGCUCCCACAUUUGCCUGGUCCGUCACAAACAUGUUGGGCAGAAAAAGGGUGCAGAACUUCAAAGCUGGUCUGGAUGCAGACUCUGCCUACUUCACCAAGCCCAAGACCUCCUGAAAGUUACAUUCUCAAGAAGAAACACGUUUAUUGCAUUCCUAAUAUUAAACCUGGAAAGUGAUGUGGGUGUUCCUGCAAAAUUGUAGGGUCCUGGCUUUCAUUUGAAGGAAAGCAUUUAAGGACAAGACUUUCAAAUGUAAAUCCUAUAUUUUACUGUCUUGUAACAAGCAUCUUCAGGUUAUGUGAACUCAUUUUGGAUUCCAUGUAGGAAUGAACUUUCACUAACCUUUUUGAAUGGCUAAUAAAAUUUAGUUUGGAUCAA